This is a messenger RNA of Neurospora tetraspora, 1629 nucleotides long. Its product is annotated as putative beta (1-3) glucanosyltransferase gel3p. The record is from RefSeq and is a predicted model, not a curated record. NCBI's taxonomy places the organism in Eukaryota, Fungi, Ascomycota, Sordariomycetes, Sordariales, Sordariaceae. Gene Ontology annotation, cellular component: plasma membrane. Gene Ontology annotation, molecular function: 1,3-beta-glucanosyltransferase activity. The transcript is spliced from 2 exons. The coding region runs from base 1 to 1629 and encodes 542 amino acids. Gene Ontology annotation, biological process: fungal-type cell wall (1->3)-beta-D-glucan biosynthetic process; fungal-type cell wall organization.
AUGGUUACCUCUAAAGCGGCCCUUGUUGCGGGCCUCACCCUUGCGGGUCAGGCUUCCGCUGCGCUUCAACCCAUCACCAUGAAGGGCACCAAGUUCUUCUACGAAAACGGCACCCAGUUCUACAUCAAGGGUAUCGCCUACCAACAAGAUGCUGCCGGCGCUGGUGGCGAGACAACCACUGGUACCUUCAAGGAUCCCCUCGCCGACGCGGCCGCCUGCAAGCGUGAUGUUCCCAUCAUGGCGGCCGCUGGCACCAACGCCAUUCGUACCUACGCCAUCGACCCUACUGCCGACCACAGCGCCUGCAUGGCGCUCCUCGACGCGGCCGGCAUCUACGUUAUCAGUGAUUUGUCCGAGCCCUCCACGUCCAUCAACCGCGACGACCCCAGGUGGGAUGUCACUCUCUACAAGCGCUACACUGCUGUCAUCGACGAGAUGAGCAAGUACAGCAACGUCAUCGGUUUCUUUGCCGGUAACGAGGUCUCCAACAACGCCACCAACACCGACGCUUCCGCUUACGUCAAGGCUGCUGUCCGUGACUCCAAGAACUACAUCAAGGACAACGUCAAGCGCUGGAUGGGUGUUGGCUAUGCCGCCAACGACGACGCCAAGAUUCGUUCCGAGAUGGCCCACUACUUCAACUGCGGUAACCAGAGCGAGGCCAUCGACUUCUGGGGUUACAACAUCUACGAGUGGUGCGGCCAAAACACCAUCCAGGGCUCCGGAUACCAGGACCAGAUCGACUUCUUCAAGAACUACUCUGUCCCCGUCUUCUUCGCCGAGUACGGUUGCAACAUCCCCAACGGUGCCGACGGCCGUAUCUUCGAGGAGACCACCGCUCUUUACUCUGACGCCAUGACCGGCGUCUUCUCUGGCGGUAUCGUCUACAUGUACUUCGAGGAGGACAACGACUAUGGUCUCGUCAAGGUCUCCGGCAACACCGCCACGCCCAUGAAGAACUACCAAAAGCUCAAGACCAACGUCCUUGCCGCCAAGCCCUCCGCCGUCGAACUCGAUGCCUACAAGCCCACCAACGAGCCCGCCGAGUGCCCCGAUGUCACCUCUAACUGGCAGGUCACUGGCGACGCUCUCCCCCCUACUCCCGAUGAGAGCCUCUGCGAGUGCAUGUACAACUCCCUCACCUGCGUUCCCAACUCGAGCGUUAAGCCCACCGCUUACGGUGAGCUCUUCGGCGUCGUCUGCGGCAACGACCCCGCCGCCUGCGCCGGCAUCCAGGGUAACGUCUCUACCGGUGUCUACGGCUCUUACGCCAUGUGCAACUCCCUCCAGCAGCUCGGCUACGUUAUGGACCAGUACUACAAGAACCAGAAGUACGCUUCCACCGCCUGCGACUUCAACGGUCAGGCCUCCGCCAACGGCGCCGCCAAGGCCGAUCCCACCUGCUCCGCCGCUCUCAAGAGCGCUGAGGCUGCUAACGCGGUCGCUGCUACCGCCACUGCUGGCUCCGGCAACGGUGGUACCGGUGGUACCAGUGGUGGUGCUGCUGCCACUAGCUCCUCGUUCGCUUCCCCUCUCGCCAUGAAGAGCUUCUUCACCGUUGCUGAUAUGGCUGUUGGCAUGUACGUUGUCGUUGCCAUGGGCGUUGGUGCCGGCAUGGUCAUGCUCUAG